AUGCCGCUCAAUUCUCCAGUACCGGUUCCUGUGUAUGCUUCAUCCGAACUCAAGAAUACCUCCGACGAUGCUAUCACAACAUAUCUCACCCUCGGCCUCCCUAAACCUAACAGAUUUGUCGCAAGCCACACCAAAACAGAUAUCCGUCUUAUCAUAGGCUAUUGCGCAGUCACAAUUGCUGGAGUCUCUUUCUACUUUGACUAUACGAAAGGUUGGGAGUUCACGGCGCCAUGGAUGAUAUAUGCCGUAGUAGCAUAUUUCAUACUAAACACCGUAUACACUGGUCCCCUGUAUUCCCUUCAUUAUACAUAUAUAUAUAUAUAUAUAUCUAACAUGGCUCCACGACAGCUUCAAAUACAGUCUCUGUCGAAGAAGUUAUCUUCGACAUACAAGCUUCACUUCCGACAUACUUCUGCUUCGGGAAAAGUAGUACAGGAAAAAACAAUCGAGGCUCCUUUUUCCAAGUGGUUUUCGGCAGACGGCACCCUACACUUUGAACCAUUUUCAGAAUGGCUCAAGAAUGAGAUAAAGCUUGUACAGACAUCUUCGUUGGAAGGUUCCUCUAAAUAA
Molecule: messenger RNA, 570 nt
Organism: Trichophyton benhamiae CBS 112371
Lineage: Eukaryota; Fungi; Ascomycota; Eurotiomycetes; Onygenales; Arthrodermataceae
Product: signal peptidase complex component, putative
Exons: 3
Coding region: 1-570 (189 amino acids)
Biological process (GO): protein targeting to ER
Cellular component (GO): membrane; signal peptidase complex
Source: RefSeq, a predicted model, not a curated record